CUGCUGCUCCUCUUGGCUGCUUCUCCAAGAACUGCAGGAGACCAAAUGCAGCUCCUCUGAAAUUUUCCACCUAUAGGGAAGUUUUGUCCUCUCCUGUAGCCAAUAGAAACAGAUAUGCAAUUCCGGGAAGCUGUUUUGGCUUCUCAGAACAUGAUCUGGCUGCUAGCCAUGAAUGCUUUUGGGGUGUGUGUGUGGAGCUCAUGCCUGCCAUCUCCAUUUUAUUCAGCUCAGAACAGAGUCGGCCAUCGACAGAGAGGGAGAGAAGAAACUGCAGAGCAGAGGGACCAUCGAACACGAGAGUCUUCUUCAAGCUCCAGAGGCAUCACAAAGAAGCAAUCUGCCUGGACAAUGGAUGAAUGGAGAGCGGAAGUUAGAGAGACCACCGAAGCACAGGAGAGCAGAAACCUCAAUGAAGAUCUACGGAUUGUUCUUGUUGGGAAGACGGGAGGAGGGAGAAGUGCCACAGGAAACACCAUUUUGGGCGAAAAGAAGUUUGAGUCCAAAUCUUCACUGAAGGCAGUGACCCAGACUUGCAAGAGAGAAGUCCGGGCAGAGAAAUGGGAAGGAAAGCAAGUUGUUGUCGUUGACACUCCAGCCAUUUUUGACACCUGCCUUCCAGAGCAGCAGAAUAAUGCAGAGAUCCAGAAGUGUCUCUCUCUCUGUGAGCCAGGUCCCCAUGCUCUGGUGUUUGUGACGCAGGCCGGCCGUUUCACCGAGGAAGAUACUGUGGCCGCCGAGAGGGUGGAGAAGGUCUUUGGCCCAGAGGCCACAAAGUACAUGAUUGUCUUGUUCACCCGCAAAGAAAACCUAGAGACAGAAAGCCUAGAGGAGUACAUAGAGCUAUCUGGAAACCGACCUCUUCAGGAUUUGGUGAGGAAAUGCCAGGGCCGUUGCUGUGCUUUCAACAACAGAGCAACAAGAGAUGAGCAGGAGCUGCAAGUGAAGGAGCUGCUGGUGGAAAUUAAGCAGAUGAUGAUGGACAACCAGAACAAGCCUUUCCUUCAGCAGUUUCCAAGAGGACCUACAAGAAGCGCAGACAAAAUGAAACCAGAGGAAGAAGCAAUGGACACAGACAAGGGAGGACCAUGUGUAUUCCCUGAAGAAAAUUUGAAUUGGAUCACCAGGGGAAGAGACUCCACAACCAUGUCCACACCACUGGGAAGGCCUGGCCACACCACAUCACUGGGGCACCCUGAGCCUCCCCAACCAACAGGACAGGAAGAAAGGAACCCUCUGCCAAUCCCAGGAGGAUCUGGGGCGACCGAUGGAGGGAGAAGUGCUCCAAGGAACCCAGAGACCACCAAAGCACAGGAGAGCAGAAACCUCAAUGAAGAUCUAUGGAUUGUUCUUGUUGGGAAGACGGGAGGAGGGAGAAGUGCCGCAGGAAACACCAUUUUGGGUGAAGAGAAGUUUGAGUCCAAACUCUCCCUGAAGCCAGUGACCGAGACUUACAGCAUAGAGGUCCGAGCAGAGAGGUGGAAGGGGAAACAAGUGGUCGUCAUUGACACUCCGGACAUUUUUGAUGCUCGUCUUCAAACACAUCAUGAUAUUCUGGAAGUCCAGAAGUGCGUCUCUCUUUGUAAGCCAGGUCCCUAUGCCCUGGUGUUUGUGACGCAGGCCAGCCGUUUCACCGAGGAAGACACUGUGGCCGUGAAGAGGGUGGAGGAGGUCUUUGGCCUAGGGGCCACAAAGUACAUGAUUGUCUUGUUCACCCGCAAAGAAGACCUAGAGACAGAAAGCCUAGAGGAGUACAUAGGGCUGUCUGGAAACAGAGCCCUGCAGGAUUUGGUGAGGAAAUGCCAGGGCCGUUGCUGCGCUUUCAAAAACAAAGGGACGGGAGAGGAAAGGGCCAGCCAGGCGGAAGAGCUGCUGGUGAAAAUCGAGCAGAUGAUGAUAGACAACCAGAACAAGCUUUUCCUUGAGCUGUUUCCAAGAGGAUCGACAAGGAGCGCAGCUGAAAUGAAACCAGAGGAAGAUGCAAUGGACACAGACGAAGGAGGACCAAAUGAAUUCCCUGAAGAGCCUGGGAACCUGAGUCUCUCCCACAAGGAUUCCGAACUGCGGGUUGUUCUCGUUGGGAAGACGGGAGGAGGCAGAAGUGCCACAGGAAACACCCUUCUGGGGGAGAAGAAGACCUUUGAGUCCAAACUCUCCCCGAAGCCAGUGACCAAGACUUACAGCAGAGAGGUCCGAGCAGAGAGGUGGAAGGGGAAACAAGUGGUCGUCAUUGACACUCCGGACAUUUUUGAUGCUCAUCCUCAAACAGAGCAUGAUAUUCUGGAAGUCCAGAAGUGCCUCUCUCUCUGUGAGCAAGGUCCCCACGCCCUGGUAUUUGUGACGCAGGCCGGUCGUUUCACCAAGGAAGAUGCUGUGGCCGCCAAGAGGGUGGAGAAGGUCUUUGGCCCAGGGGCCACAAAGUACAUGAUCGUCUUGUUCACCCGCAAAGAAGACCUAGAGACAGAAAGCCUAGAGGAGUACAUAGAGCUAUCUGGAAACCGACCUCUUCAGGAUUUGGUGAGAAAAUGCAAGGGCCGUUGCUGCGCUUUCAACAACAAAGGGACGGGAGAGGAAAGGGCCAGCCAGGCGGAAGAGCUGCUGUCUCUGAUUGAGAUGGUGGUUCAGGAGAACGGGGACCAGCCGUAUCUCAAGCCUUGUCUGAUGGAGAUGUCACUGAGGUCAGAUGGAAGGAAUCCUGGAGAGACUUCAAAACAAACAGCAGCAGGGGAACCAGUGGAAGAUGAAAUGAAUGCUGGAGGAAUCCCUGAAGGGCAGCAGAAGAAGAAUCAUCAAUCCACAUAA
Podarcis raffonei (Aeolian wall lizard) is the source of this 2799-nucleotide messenger RNA. Its product is annotated as GTPase IMAP family member 8-like. The transcript has 6 exons. Gene Ontology annotation, molecular function: GTP binding. The record is from RefSeq and is a predicted model, not a curated record. The coding region runs from base 115 to 2799 and encodes 894 amino acids. Lineage: Eukaryota; Metazoa; Chordata; Lepidosauria; Squamata; Lacertidae.